Oncorhynchus masou masou (cherry salmon) is the source of this 787-nucleotide messenger RNA. RefSeq names its product polymeric immunoglobulin receptor-like. The coding region runs from base 1 to 714 and encodes 237 amino acids. Gene Ontology annotation, molecular function: transmembrane signaling receptor activity. Lineage: Eukaryota; Metazoa; Chordata; Actinopteri; Salmoniformes; Salmonidae. Gene Ontology annotation, cellular component: plasma membrane. The transcript has 3 exons. The record is from RefSeq and is a predicted model, not a curated record.
AUGGCUUCUCAUCUCUCAUUCCUCCUCCUCCUCCUCAUCUUUUCCAGACUCUCAGUUGCUUAUCGUGUGUCUGUGAGGACAGGAGGCUCCACCACCAUCCCAUGUCACUAUGUUCAGAAAUACAAAACCCAUGUGAAAUACCUGUGUAAAGGAGAUAAUUUGUAUAGUUGCACCCCUGUUGUACCUGCUGACCCGCCCAAGAGCAUAGAUAAGUCCUCAAUCUCUGAUGACAUCAACCAGCAAACAAUCACUGUGACCAUGACUGAUCUGGAGCCAGAGGAAUCUGUACAAUACUGGUGUGUUGUGGAGAUCAAUGGUGGACAAAAUGUCUGGAUAGAAAGGUUCCACCUAUCUGUCACUCCAGGUACUCCAGAACUCUAUGUGGACCAACAGGAGGUGACUGGAGUUGAAGGAGGGAGUGUUAUUGUAAAUUGUUACAGUAGCUACACUGGAAAUAGGAAGUGGUGGUGCAGGAUUGGUGGCAGUGGGUCCUGUGUGGAGAGGAAUUCAGGGGCUCUUGAUGGAACAUCAGUGACCCUACAGCAGACCACUGAUGUCACCAGAAGAAACGUCUUAAUGGUGACUAUGAGUGGACUGAAGACGGAGAACACUGGCUGGUACAUGUGUGGAGUGGGAGACCUUAUGAUGCCUGUUCACAUCACUGUCAGACAACAAACCACCACACAAAGUACCACCACUAUGACCAGUGAGUAGAGAACAAUCAGAUACUGUAGAAUUAAGUAUUAACCUGGUUUAUCCAGUCUUGCUGGCUGAUCAUCUAAAAUAA